This is a messenger RNA of Tympanuchus pallidicinctus (lesser prairie-chicken), 971 nucleotides long. RefSeq names its product proopiomelanocortin (gene POMC). NCBI's taxonomy places the organism in Eukaryota, Metazoa, Chordata, Aves, Galliformes, Phasianidae. Gene Ontology annotation, cellular component: extracellular region. Gene Ontology annotation, molecular function: hormone activity. The transcript has 2 exons. Bases 16 to 765 code for a protein of 249 amino acids. The record is from RefSeq and is a predicted model, not a curated record.
UCCCUUGCCGGUAGGAUGCAGGGUGCGCUGUGCCGCAGCCUGCCUGUGGUGCUGGGGUUGCUGCUGUGCCACCCCACCACCGCCAGCGGUCCGUGCUGGGAGAACAGCAAGUGCCAGGACCUGGCCACCGAGGCUGGUGUUUUGGCGUGUGCCAAGGCGUGCCGAGCUGAGCUGUCGGCCGAGGCACCCGUGUACCCCGGCAACGGGCACCUGCAGCCCCUCUCCGAGAGCAUCCGCAAGUACGUGAUGAGCCAUUUCCGCUGGAACAAGUUCGGCCGGCGCAACAGCAGCAGCGGAGGGCAUAAAAGGGAGGAGGUGGCCGGCCUCGUCCUGCCCAUCACAUCACCCCACCGCCCCCCCGGGGAGGAGGAAGACGGAGAAGGGUUGGAGCGAGAGGAAGGGAAGCGCUCCUACUCCAUGGAGCAUUUCCGCUGGGGCAAACCGGUGGGACGGAAGAGGAGACCCAUCAAGGUGUAUCCCAACAGCGUGGACGAGGAGUCGGCCGAGAGCUACCCCGUGGAGUUCCGGAGGGAGACGGCGGCCGACGAGGAUCCCCUCGGCCUCUCGGAGGAGGAAGAGCAGGAGGAGGAAGGCGAGGAGGAAAAGAAGGACGGCGGCUCGUACCGCAUGCGGCACUUCCGCUGGCACGCGCCGCUGAAGGACAAGCGCUACGGCGGCUUCAUGACCCUGGAGCACAGCCAGACGCCGCUGAUGACUCUGUUCAAAAACGCCAUCGUCAAAAGCGCCUACAAGAAGGCCCAGUGAGCGGGGACGGCCCUCGGGGCAGCCCAGCCCACGUGGCCCCAAGCAGCUUUAGUGUCCUGCCGGCAUGUGUGUCACUUAGAUCCACAGAUCGCUCGUUAUGUCCUUAAUUACUACUCCGAAGCCCUCCUGCCCCCACACCCAAUGGCGACAGGUUGGGGCUGAAUGCGCCCAUGUGAGCAGUGCUCACGCCGGGUCAUUUUCCUACU